AGAAGCUGGCCUUGAAGACCUACUGUCCAUUCCUAUGUAAAGUCGUUACUGAAUGUCCGUGACGUGUUUCUCGACCUAUUCAAUCAUUUCAUGUCAACCCCGUAUAGUAAUGCUACGCGACAGCUCAAGGAUGCUCGUCGACCACCACCAGGCUUUUUUAAUGACGUGCAAGACGGUGUUCACUCUUCCGCAAUGCGGCGUAUCCAUCUCCGUUCAUCUGCAGGCGACCACGCUUUCGCAUCCUCUUUGGCGAAUCCACGUGCGCUCCUUGGUCACUUUUCAACGCUCCUCUGCUUCUCUCACUCCGACACCAACGAAGCAACCGAACUCCAGCAACACCCCAGGCGAACUUUCUUUCUCGUCGCGGUUCUCUUGUCGCUCAAGUUGAGGUUUCUGCAGUACAGGAAAAACGGGCAUUGUUUGUUGCUCCGCGUCGUGACAAGCCGAAACGAACACAGCAGCAAGGCCAAGUCCAGGCGCCGUCAUCGCAAUCUCAGCCUGCCGCCGCUUCGACAUCCGCAACAGUCCCUGCUUCUGCUGCCAGUACUGCCACGCCGGAUCCAGCAUGCACGCUGUCACGACUCCUCCCGUUGCGGGCUCGUUUCGUGCUUUUUCUCUGCUGUGCAUAUCCCCCGCACGCCAACGGUCAUCAAUAGCGACAGCAUGCGGCCAACUACUUUAUCUUUUCUUUUAUAUCUUCCACUUCUAGGACUUCUUCAACGCUAUGCCGUGAAGCAUCCUCGAAAGUGGUUGCUAGAAAAGUGUCCUUGGGGGGGCAACACGAAGGUCAUCUCCUCGCGUUCCUGUCAUCCCGGGGCCGUCAGCAUCAUUCCUGUUUCGUAAAUCCCGACUUACAAUUGUAAUUGAUGCUGAACUCCGUGCUCUUCGUCGUGGAUGCACGCCACGUUGUAGAGUUACCGGAACAAGGACACACUCGAGUGAUCUGGACCCAGAUAGCACGAUCUGCAUUCCUCCUGAUGUUCAUCAUCACCCAACGGGGUUGGACCUUUGCGCGAAUAUCACGGUUGCCAAAUUGGGAUGACCUUAUUGUCCAAGCCCCUCCCGGGAGUUGUCCUACUCAUCGGAAUGAUCGCUGCUCACACGAUAUGAUCUCAUAUGAAUUCGCUAUGUCAGCUUG
This is a messenger RNA of Suillus paluster, 1138 nucleotides long. RefSeq lists its product as uncharacterized. The record is from RefSeq and is a predicted model, not a curated record. The coding region runs from base 91 to 843 and encodes 250 amino acids. Lineage: Eukaryota; Fungi; Basidiomycota; Agaricomycetes; Boletales; Suillaceae. The transcript is spliced from 5 exons.